Aplosporella prunicola CBS 121167 is the source of this 1820-nucleotide messenger RNA. RefSeq lists its product as uncharacterized. Gene Ontology annotation, molecular function: ubiquitin binding; phosphatidylinositol binding. The transcript is spliced from 3 exons. Lineage: Eukaryota; Fungi; Ascomycota; Dothideomycetes; Botryosphaeriales; Aplosporellaceae. Bases 50 to 1558 code for a protein of 502 amino acids. The record is from RefSeq and is a predicted model, not a curated record. Gene Ontology annotation, cellular component: actin cortical patch. Gene Ontology annotation, biological process: endocytosis; actin cortical patch localization; actin filament organization.
CGCACCAUAAAACGGGGAAGCGCGCACAGUCCUACCUACCUCUGCAAUCAUGGUCCUCAAGCGCUUUACCGGCCUGCUGAACAGGCGCUCCGAUGACGAGCCCGCCGCAGACGCCGAUACGCCAGAAGCAAAUGCGACCAGGGGCGUGAAGCUCUUCUGCGAGUCUGGAGGCCCGAACAACUCGACCGAGGAAAUCCAAUAUCUCCCCGAUAUCGUGACCGCCGCUGAGUCCUCGCCGCCUGCCGCUGCCGCUUGCGCCUACCAGAUCCGCAAGUUUCUGUCCAAGGACAACUACUCGAAGCCGUACCUGCAGUACAAUGCUAUAAUGCUCAUCCGUAUCCUGGCCGACAACCCUGGCCCGACAUUCACGCGCAACAUGAACGAAAAGUUCGUUACGGUUGUUAAGGAGUUGCUGCGGCAGGGGAAAGACCCGAGCGUCCAGCAGAUCCUCAGGGAGACGCUGUACUCAAUGGAGAGGGACAAGGCGUACGACACCAACCUAAUCCCGCUGUUUAAUAUGUGGCGUAAUGAACAGGUCUUCACGUCAUAUCGAAAGAGAGGAGAGGGUGGCAGCCCGAGCUCCCGCGUGCUGAACGCACCGCCAUGGAACUCGAAUAAUCCUAACCAGCAAGGAGCCCCGACGCUGCCGGCGCACCCAUCCCGCUCCAGGAGCCUCCCGUCACCGGAAGAGCUUGCGGGAAGGAUCGAGGAAGCGAAGACAAGCGCGAAGCUCCUGAUACAACUAAUCCAGAGCACGCAACAGUCGGAGCUUACAAGUAAUGAGCUCGUGCAAGAGUUCGGAGAGAGGUGUCAGCAGGCUCAACGCAGCAUCCAGGGGUACAUAAAUGCAGAGAAUCCUGCUCCGGACGACGAUACCAUGCUCACGCUCAUUGAGACGAACGAGCAGCUCAGUUUGGCCAUGAGCAAGCAUCAGCGAGCGAUGCUUGGUGCUCGCAGGACUGCUAGUUCCAACAACGUCAACGAGGCCACCGACAGCGCACCAACAGCUCCCAGCGGCCCAUUAGUGGAUUACGCCACGAAUUCAUCGUCAUCGACAUCCCCGGUAGCACCGGCAUCUUACGCGCCGUCCUCUGAUCCCCCGGUGCACAGGCAACCCUCCCUCGCGAACCGGGAAUCUCCACCAAGUACCACAGCAAAUGCUGGCUAUGACUCAGGGCGCCAGUCCUCAGACUCCUACUUCAUCAGCGACGACCCUUUCGCCGAUCCUAACGAGCCGCAGAAUUACGGCAGCCACGUCACGACUCAGGCCGAUCUACGCAAUGCGUACGCGGCCAUGGGCGAGGAGACGAAAGGCGGCGUUGCUUCGCCACACCCGGGGUACAACAGCACGCCGAGCUACUUGGCGCGCCAGGAGAGUUCGGGCGUCAACCACACGAUGCACGGUGCCUUUAGCCCAGUUGAAGAGGGCACCGGCACGAAUUUCAGCGGCGUCAGUGCGCUGGGGCCCGAGGAGCACGAGAGGGGUACCACGUACAAUAGCGGCGCGGGUAUGGAUGUGAGCCCGGUGGAGGAGAGGAGAGUUGUUUAUCGGUAUUAGGAGUUUGCGGUGUUGACAAGAUUGACGAUUCAUGUGAGUGAUUGUCAUGUAUUGUUUUUUUCUUCCUACCUUCUUCAGUUGGAAACAAGAUACCAUUGCGUUGGAUUCCACCCAGUAAAAUUCAUUGAAUUUUGUUUAUUGUUUUAAGUGUGUCCCGUAUUCAUACCUAUGGAUCGACUCUGCUACAGUCAAAACUGGUUAUAACGUUCAAGCUACACAGUAGCUAUCGACCCUUGGAGAGACAUUCAUGAUGCGAUCUGCU